This is a messenger RNA of Symbiodinium natans, 894 nucleotides long. Lineage: Eukaryota; Dinophyceae; Suessiales; Symbiodiniaceae. The record is from the annotation of a GenBank genome assembly.
AUGGGAGCGGGUGACUCCAGAUGCAACUGCGGCAUCUGCCACUGUUUCGGCGAUGGCCCCUUGGAACCCUGGCGCGGCACCGGCAGAUGCAUCCGUAUGCUCAUCAUCGCUUUAGACUAUGAUUAUGCCCCUGCAGCCGAGCUGACGUGCACAAAGGAUGCGCGCACCAUGUACAGGAUGGCGGGGCGAGCGGGCGUGGACGACAUUACCGUCAUCACGGACAAGGCCGGGGUUGGUGAUCCCAGCUUCCCCACACGUUCCUUCGUCCUCCGCCACAUGAGGCAGGUCGCCAAGCGCUGCGAGGAGGGGGACUGGUUCGUGUGGUUCUGGGCCGGGCAUGGCGUCAACGUGCCGGAUUUCAAUGGCGACGAGAAGGAUGGCUUCGACCAGGCCUUCGUCACGCCGGAUGCUAACGGUCGGCUCACCGAGUCUGCAGUCCUCAUCGACGAUGAGUUCGCUAUGGCUCUGGACACCUUCGUGCCAGAUGGAGUGCGCAUCCUCUGUAUCAACGACUGCUGCCACUCUGGGACGAUCUGCGACAUCGACUCCUUCAUGUACAAGCACGACAUCUACUCCAUCUCCGCCUCGCAGGACAACGAGGAGGCCGAGGACAUCGGUGAGGGCGGUGUGCUCAGCAUUGCGCUUCGGCGCGCCAUCCGCACGCUCAGCAUGGAGUACGGAAACAAGGAGUUCAGCAUCUUGGAUGUCUUCCAGCGCUGCAAGCGCUUCGCGGACCGGCUAACAGGACCGGUUGCAGGAUGGGGAGGUUGUGACAGUGCUUCUGUUGCAUCGAUGGUGACGGCUUAUGAUGCAGAGGGUGAUGCGUUGUUCAUUGGUGAACAGACGUUUGUAGGUCUCAUUUGCCAGAUGCACGUCCGAUUGCUGCUCGCAUGA